GGAAGACCAUCUCUCUCACUGAGAACUGUAGCAAUUCCUCUCUUCUUUGCUUUGUAGUUUACCGGAAAGGGGACAGGAAGACUUAUGGCUGUGAGGGCACCUGUCUGAAAAGGCAGGGUAUAGGUUCUGGCCAGACCUUACACAGGCAGUAGAAUUUGGGGACUGUAGGUUUUCCAAGAGUUCUUCACAUGCAGUGUCAAGACAAGAACUUGACUUUUCUUUCUUUUUAUUUAUUUUCAUUUGCUUGUUUGUCUGUUUUUUUGGGGUUUUUUUGUUUUUUUUUGUUUUGAUGGGUGAAAGGAUCUAAACUUGGUCUCCAUCAGUUACAGCAGCAGAAAGGGAAGCAGCCCCUUGACAAGAGAGCUCUGCUGCUGUGACUAAUAAGUGACCAGUAUUAAUGUUUAUACCCAUAUUGAUACAGUUCCUACUAUGUAGGCUCUGAAGCAUGGCCAGGGAGAGCAGUUCCUUCUCUUUGCUGUUCACAUGUCCUCCCUUUCAGGCGCUGAGCUCCAGAGGCAGCUUAUCUGCUUGAACCAGAAUACUUUAUAACUUUGUGAUUAUAAAUAGAUAAGAUACUUAAUUCUCCUUAAUGCACCAGUUUGUACCAUGUUUCUCCUUACUGUGUCAUGUCCAAGAUCUCUUCCUGCUGAGGCUGGGGGGGAAGCUCCUACCUCCAGCAUAAAUGGUGCCUCCAGACAAAUCCAAAUUUCUCUUCCUAUUUGUAGUUGUGAAGUAUCUUGAUACUGGUGUGACUGAAACAUGAUAAGCAGCAUGUGUAACUGUUAUUUUAGUCACAUUGGUAUCUUUGAAACAAACUUGUGCCAGCAAACAAGGUACAGGUGGCUGGCCUUCAUAAGCACAACCAUCUUCCUUCCCAUGGUUCUUCAUACAGGUUCAUUAAUAGGUUUUCUUUGCUGGCUCUGUGGCUGUCUGAGGAGCGUUAAGCAUGUUGUGCCUGAGGGAGGAGAGCUAGAGUCCCUUUAGCUUAAGCAGUAGCAGCUUGAGUUUGUAGUCCCCAUUAUGUUGAGCAAGAAAGUGACAAUCACAAAUGAGCCUGUUUUUUACCUCAUUAUAUACUCUUUGAGCUAGCAUCACUCCAAAACCAUACAUGUCUUGUUCUUAAAGGCUAUGUGUAUUGUUCUAAAUCUAUGGGUUUCUGUGCUUUUGGGGACUACUGGAUGUCUUCCAGUGCGGAUAUCCAUCGUUUUGGAAACUUGGCACAUGUGAGGAUUGGUGUGGUGUGUGUUGAGCUUUCUUUUCCAAGACACUUUCUGCAGGAGUCUUUGCUUGCAUGCCUCCUUCCCUGCAUAUUUUUGUGUUCCUUCUCUCAACAGAUGGGAACUGCUCAAAACAACAGUAGCCUCAAAAAACUCCAUGCAGCUGAGCUUGACCGACGUAACAGAGACAUGAUGGCAGACACAUCUGAUCACAGCAUUAUUUCUGUUGGAGGAGAGGAAGAAGUGGGCAACUUCCAACGUACUCUUCCCACACGAGAGUCCCUCCGAUCCCCCCGAGGCUCUGUUGUGAGUUUCCAUAACAUCCAGUACUCCAUUAAGCAGUCCAGUGGAUUCCUUUGUAAACGGAAAACUGUGGAAAAGAAGAUCCUUCAUAAUGUUUAUGGCAUUAUGAAGCCAGGCUUGAAUGCUAUCCUGGGGCCAACAGGCAGCGGUAAAUCUUCUCUCUUAGAUGUGCUGGCUGCCAGAAAGGACCCAGCAGGCCUGUCUGGAGAAGUGCUUAUAGAUGGCAUCCCACAACCUCCAAAUUUUAAGUGCAUCUCAGGAUAUGUUGUGCAGGAUGAUGUCGUCAUGGGCACAAUGACGGUGAGGGAGAACCUGCACUUCUCUGCUGCCUUGCGACUCCCCAGCUCCAUCAGUGUUAAAGAGAAGGAAGAGCGAGUCACCCAGAUUAUCAGCGAGCUGGGAUUAAGUAAAGUGGCUGAUGCUAAGGUGGGAACUGAAUUGAUCCGAGGAGUGUCUGGAGGGGAACGGAAGAGAACCAACAUUGGGAUGGAGCUCAUCACAGAGCCACCAGUCCUUUUUCUGGAUGAGCCAACAACUGGCCUUGAUGCCAGCACAGCCAAUGCAGUCCUCAUCCUCUUGAAGAACCUCUCAAGAAGAGGGCGAACCAUCAUAUUUUCCAUCCAUCAGCCCCGCUAUUCCAUAUUCAAACUGUUUGACAGUCUGACAUUACUAGCUUUGGGAAAGGUGCUGUACCAUGGUCCUGCAAAGCAGGCCCUGGAGUAUUUCAGUUCUAUUGGAUAUGAAUGUGAACCCUUCAACAAUCCAGCUGACUUCUUCCUUGAUAUCAUAAAUGGUGAUUCAACUGCUGUAACAGCAAGCAAGGAACGUCACAGUCCUGAGGACACAGGAAAAGAGGUUAGCAGUGAAAAUGGAGUGGCAGAAAGUAAUGUGGAGAGCAGUGUGGUAGAUGAGCUGCACCAGAAAUAUCUCAAAUCCAGCCUGUAUCAGAGCACAAAGGAAGCCCUGGGGAACGUGGAGCUUGGACGGGGAAGCAAGCAGAAAGCAUCCAAGCAGGGGCAUGAGAUUACCUAUGCAAAUGGAUUCCUCACCCAGCUGUACUGGGUGUCCAAGCGUUCCCUGAAGAACCUCAUCAGGAACCCACAGGCCUCUGUUGCACAAAUUGCAGUGACCAUAAUUCUAGCCUUGGUUGUGGGUGCUAUCUUUUUUGGUGUAAAACUGGAUCGAAGUGGCAUUCAGAAUCGGGUUGGAUCCUUGUUUUUUGUCACCACCAACCAGUGUUUUUCCAGUGUCUCUGCAAUUGAGCUGUUCAUCAGAGACAAGAAACUAUUUGUCCAUCAGUACACGAGUGGAUAUUACCGUGUGUCUGCCUACUUCCUGGCCUUGAUGUUAGGAGAUCUGCUGCCCAUGAGAACUGCACCAGCCAUCAUAUUCUCAUGCAUCACUUACUGGAUGAUUGGAUACCAAGCUGUUGCAGGCCGGUUCUUCUUCUUCACGCUGAGCCUGAUGCUGGUGUCUUACACUGCCACAGCCAUGUCUCUGGCUAUCAGUGCUGGGAUGGAUGUGGUGGCUGUGGCCAACCUGUUCAUCACUAUUUGUUUUGUUCUCAUGCUUAUCUUCUCAGGCCUCCUAGUAAACCUCCCUUCUGUAAUGGACUGGCUGAACUGGCUCAAGUACUUCAGCAUUCCCCGAUAUGGACUCACUGCUCUUCAAGUGAAUGAGUUCAGAAAUCUCUACUUCUGUGGGGAGAAGAAUCCAAAUGUUACCGUGCCUGCAGGCAGUUGUCCCCCUGAUAUCUCAGGAGAAAUGUGUUCUGGUGAAGCAUACCUGUGCAGCCAAGGAAUUGUACCUACAAACUGGGCAAUGUGGGAAAACCUAGUGGCUCUCUUCUGUAUGACUGUUAUCUUCCUUAUCAUUGCCUAUGCAAAACUCCGUUUUAUGAGAAAGUUCACAUAGACUCCUGUGUUGCCUUCCUUGCAGCUUCUUUUGUCCUAAAACUGCAAAGCUUAUUAGAGCCUACUGGAAGUUGCCAAAAGAUUUCAACUGACUUUACUGAACUUCAGACAGCAACCCUGUCUCCUUGUCUCUGGAGCAUGAUCUCCAUUUGACUAUGUGAUUCUGGUUUUUAAAAAGAAAUGCAUUGAUGUACAUCACAUAAAUGACUUUUUGUAAGAGAA
Melopsittacus undulatus (budgerigar) is the source of this 3655-nucleotide messenger RNA. RefSeq names its product broad substrate specificity ATP-binding cassette transporter ABCG2-like. NCBI's taxonomy places the organism in Eukaryota, Metazoa, Chordata, Aves, Psittaciformes, Psittaculidae. The transcript has 15 exons. Gene Ontology annotation, molecular function: ABC-type transporter activity; ATP hydrolysis activity; ATP binding. The record is from RefSeq and is a predicted model, not a curated record. Bases 1149 to 3434 code for a protein of 761 amino acids. Gene Ontology annotation, biological process: transmembrane transport. Gene Ontology annotation, cellular component: plasma membrane.